Messenger RNA from Leptinotarsa decemlineata (Colorado potato beetle), 1812 nucleotides. RefSeq names its product Tyrosyl-tRNA synthetase (gene TyrRS). Gene Ontology annotation, molecular function: tyrosine-tRNA ligase activity; ATP binding; tRNA binding. Lineage: Eukaryota; Metazoa; Arthropoda; Insecta; Coleoptera; Chrysomelidae. The record is from RefSeq and is a predicted model, not a curated record. Gene Ontology annotation, biological process: tyrosyl-tRNA aminoacylation.
CGACAACAUAACCUAAUUGUCAAUGAUUUUAUCAUAGUUGUUUCAUUCCUAAGCAUAUGGUUAUAUUUAUAACAGAAUCAUAUUUCAAUUGCACUGCAGAUUAAAGAAACUGAAUUAGGAUAAACAUUUCUUGGUCUGAACGAAUCAAAUUAUUUUCAAGAUGACUGACAAACUCUCCCCAGAAGCAAAAUAUGAGUUAAUUUCAAGAAAUCUACAGGAAGUGUUGGGUGAGGAGAAAAUAAAAACUAUUUUGAAAGAACGUGAUUUGAAAUUGUAUUGGGGUACUGCGACAACCGGUAAACCUCAUAUUGCUUACUUUGUUCCAAUGUCAAAGAUAGCAGAUUUUCUUCGAGCUGAAGUUGAAGUUACUAUUCUUUUCGCUGAUUUACAUGCUUAUUUGGAUAAUAUGAAAGCACCUUGGAUGCUUCUCAAUCUGCGUGCUCAGUAUUAUGAACAUUGUAUUAAAGCUAUGCUCAGUUCGAUUGGAGUUCCUUUAGAUAAAUUAAAGUUUGUGAAAGGUACAGAUUAUGAACUUUCUAGAGAAUACACUCUUGAUGUUUAUAAACUGUCAUCAAUCGUAACUGAACAUGAUGCUAAAAAGGCAGGCGCCGAAGUUGUCAAACAAGUAGAUAAUGCAUUGCUCAGUGGUCUCUUAUAUCCUGGCCUUCAGGCACUAGAUGAAGAAUAUCUAAAUGCUGACGCCCAGUUUGGUGGAGUAGAUCAGAGAAAAAUUUUUACUUUUGCCGAAAAGUAUUUGCCACAAUUAGGAUAUGAAAAACGAGCACAUCUUAUGAACCCAAUGGUUCCAGGAUUAACAGGAUCAAAAAUGUCUUCUUCCGAGGAAGACAGUAAGAUCGAUCUGUUGGAUUCCCCAUCAGAGGUGAAAAAAAAGUUGAAGAAGGCUUUUUGUGAGCCAGGAAAUAUUGAAAAUAAUGGAAUACUCUCAUUCGCAAAGCAUGUACUGUUUCCUCUAUUCAAGCCCGAUGAAGAAUUUAUCGUACCUAGAAAAUCAGAAUAUGGCGGUGACAUCCAUUUUAUGAGGUAUGAAGAUCUUGAACAGUCUUUUGCAAAAGAAGAAGUGCACCCUGGAGACCUGAAAGUGGCAGUCGAAUCAUAUAUAAACAGGUUACUGGAACCUAUAAGGAAGGAAUUUGAGAAGCCCGAGCUCAAAAAAUUGGUACAGACAGCCUAUCCAGCUCAGAACAAAAAAAAGAAUCCUACAUCCUCAGAUACUGCAGAAGAAAUGGUUCCUAGCAGGUUGGAUAUUCGCAUAGGAAGAAUAGUUGCCGUUACUAAACAUCCCGAAGCUGAUUCUCUGUAUGUUGAAACGAUAGAUUUAGGAGAAGAGAAUCCUAGAACUAUCGUGAGUGGACUCGUUGACUUCGCGUCGAUUGAAGAACUGCAAAACAGAUUGGUUGUUGUUUUAUGUAAUCUGAAACCGGCUAAAAUGAGGGGGAUAUUGUCAGAAGGGAUGGUGCUUUGUGCCUCUGUGGAUGAGCCAAAACAAGUCGAAAUUUUAAUACCUCCUAGUGGAUCAUUUCCUGGACAGCGAGUUUAUAUACAAAAUUACGAAAAUGGAAACCCUGACGAAGUUCUCAACCCUAAGAAAAAAGUAUGGGAAAAACUACAAGUAGAUUUGAAAACUAAUUCGGAUCGUAUUGCACACUGGCAGGGUAAUAAACUGAUUACAAGAGGGGGUGGAUUUAUACAUAGUGAAACUUUGGCUUGUGCACCUAUAAAAUAAGCUUUAUUAAUUUCAAUUUAUGCGGAUACAUUUUGACUAAUAAGUUAUUUAUAAAAUGUAGAAGAUGA